CGCUAAACAAAGAAGAGGGUAGUUUUGUCAUAUCCGAAAAUACUCCAAGUUUUUGGUUUUUCCUCAAUCAGCCCAGCCCCUUAAAAAGACUCAUAAAUCACUCCAUCUGCCCAUUUCUCCCCAACUAGUUCUCGUAAUCGUAGUAUAUUUCGCAGUCCGAACUCGAAUUCAAAGAAGGGGAAUUUCGUUUCAAGGAGGGAAAACUAAAAAUUUCCAAAUUUUAUAAUCAGAAAAACAAAGAAAAGAAGGGGAAAAUGUCAGGCAAAGGUGCAAAGGGUUUGAUUACCGGAAAAUCGUCGGCAAAUAAGGACAAAGAUAAGAAAGCUCCUACUUCCCGCUCUUCUCGUGCUGGUCUUCAGUUUCCUGUGGGUCGUGUUCACCGUCUGCUCAAGACUAGGGUUACCGCCAAUGGGAGAGUUGGUGCAACAGCUGCUGUCUAUACUGCAGCCAUACUCGAGUACCUGACCGCAGAAGUAUUGGAGCUUGCAGGAAAUGCUAGUAAGGAUCUGAAGGUGAAGCGUAUCACUCCUAGGCAUCUGCAGCUGGCCAUCCGUGGAGACGAGGAACUCGAUACACUGAUCAAAGGAACCAUUGCUGGUGGUGGAGUUAUUCCUCACAUUCACAAAUCUCUUAUCAACAAGUCCUCCAAGGAAUAGAGCUUCUAUUGUGAUCAUCGAUCUGGUGUUAGAUUUUUGCAUUUUCGUGUAGAACUCUCAAGAAAAAAACGUGUUGCAGAGAAAUAACUAAAUGCUGACAGAAAACAAUAUCGUGUAGAUGCCCCUUUGUUUGAUUUAGUCAUUAUGUUACUAAUGUGCCUCGUAGUCGGUGAUUACAUAUUGUGCAUUAUUCGCUUAGUUCAGUUUACUUUUAUGAAAUUAUGAUAUUGAGACUAUGUUCGUAUGGUUGGUUGAGUUAUGUUUGCCAUGAAUCAGUUUCCCUGU
Molecule: messenger RNA, 941 nt
Organism: Amaranthus tricolor (Joseph's coat)
Lineage: Eukaryota; Viridiplantae; Streptophyta; Magnoliopsida; Caryophyllales; Amaranthaceae
Product: probable histone H2A variant 3
Exons: 2
Coding region: 255-656 (133 amino acids)
Cellular component (GO): nucleosome
Molecular function (GO): protein heterodimerization activity; DNA binding; structural constituent of chromatin
Source: RefSeq, a predicted model, not a curated record